AAAUAAAACUGCGAUCGCUGCCGUCUCCACCUAUGGAUCGCUUCCGGCCAGUGUUACUUUACGCGUUCUCUAUGCUGCGUCAUUUAUCAUUGACGGCCGUUAAAUCUCGAUACCACGGUAUACCACGGUAGUUAGUGACAGAUAAUAACGAAGUCACGGGUCUCGAUACGAUGCCCAUUUUCAGACGCGAGAACCAUCGAAUUUUCCCGAUAAUCAAUUUUCGAGAGAGAGGAACUCGUGAUCGCGUUCGUAUCUCUCGAGUCGGUUGACCUUAUCACGCUUGCCAGAUUAGCGUCAAUCGUUUUGAUGAGUGUUGCUGCCAGUGUCAGUCAGCAGUGAACAUAUUCCGUGCAUCGUCUGGAAAAUGAUGGUCACCGUGGUCCAGGCGAAGCUCGCGUCGAUGAUCAUCAUCGGCGUUGGCAGCUUUGUCGUUGGUGUUGCACCGGUGUGUUUUGUUUCACGCGUGAGAUAUCUUCAACAGAAGCUCCUUCUCUCUUGCACACUGUGUUUUGGUGGUGGCGUUCUGUUCGCAACUUCUAUUCUGCACAUGUUACCGGAAACACGGGAAUCUAUGUCUAAACACGCAGAACUACUUUUUUCAUGCGGAUUUCUUCUCUUGUAUCUUAUAGACGAAUGUGUCCAUUAUUUUUGGGGCAGUGAAGACCAGCAUGUUCCGCAGGAACAUCGUUACGAAAACUCGAACUGGAAUAAUGGAAACCAGGCGGAGCGUUGCCGGAGUCACUCGCAUCAAGUGAGCUAUAACACGGGUACGCGGACUGUCAGAGGCGUUCCCAAUGCCGACUUUAAUACGUCUUAUCAGACGAGUCUAGACGGAAACGGAAUGGUCAGCAACUGGGAACGCGAAGGUUACGGAGCGGUACAAUAUACACCGACCGCGCCACAUCAUUAUAACAACGAAGAGACGUUUUUAUGCCAUGGCAAUCAUUCAGAGCCGUGCUCAGAUUCCAAUACCAACAUCAUGGGACUUUUAUUGGCGCUCACGGUCCAUGCUGUCCUCGAAGGACUGGCGGUUGGCCUGCAAAAGGCUACGUCCGAAGUAUUUUUGUUAGUUGGAGCAGUAGCUUCCCAUAAGUUCGUCGUUGGAUUCUGUUUAGGAUUAGAACUAGCCGGAGCUAAUAGCACUCUUUUUAGGCUCGUACUAGCAAUCUUUGUAUUCUCCGCUGGAUCUGCAGUUGGUAUAGGAGUCGGAAUGUUAACAUUCAAAAUGCAGAAUAAGUGGACAGACGUAGCUGUACCGAUUCUUCAAGGUUUAGCAGGUGGAACGUUAUUGUACGUAACGGUUAGCGAAAUCUUGCCAAGAGAGAGGGCGAGAUGGCACAGAAAUCUGCGACGAUCCGCCGGCGUUUGGCAGCUCUUGUCCGUGAUUCUUGGCUUUGUCGUUAUUUACCUUUUGAAUAACUACGUGGCAACGUGAAUUUACAAUUCUACUUUUAGCUAUUUGAUAGAAUAAAUUGUUCAACAAACGAAAUUCAACAGUAGCGUAUCAAGAACUACAAGGGAAGAAAAAUGUUACGCGAGCUUCUCUGGAAUAAAUUUACCCGAGAAGCUAUCUUUAUUCAGGUUUAAAUACAAGUUUCACGUACACGGAAUAUCGUGACGAGAAAGAGAUACAAAGAGCUGGAGCAAUUGAAUGAGGAGAGACAAAAGAGAAAAGAUAACACCCUUUAAAAUAUUGUACAAAAAUAGAAUGUUGCAACGAAAUCGAUAAAAUGUUUUAAUUCUCGUUUGUUCUAUUUUUUUACACGUUCACAGUUUGUUGUUUAAAGAGUAUAGAAUACAAGUUACAGUACCUGCAGCUUGGAUGUUUGCGAUGAAUUUAUGAAAGGAUUUCCAGAAUUAUGUAGGACAGAAUUUUUAUUUUUUAUAAAGUAAAAUUACGUGUAGUUUUAUCAAGUUGGUGUUUACCAAAUAUUAUAGGCGUGAAAUUGAACUUCAUCCGUCAAGUUACCAUACAAAACACAAUUAUUUUUGUAUCGCGUAUUUCAUUAAUUUUCAUAAAAAUGAAUCAUCAAAAUCAACGAUAAGAAUAAUACGAAUCACUAGUUACAUCGUGCAAAACGGAUAAUGAAUACAAUUAGCGAAAUAGAUUAUUAGCAUAUUCGCUCGUCAAUAAUCACCUAAGAAAUUCGUUAAUGUUAACGAUUACAAUCACUAGCGUGAAUAAAAUCUACCAUUACUUUUAUUUUUAUACGUAUACCUCCGCUUUAUGUAGCGAGAAUAUCUGAGUAAGUGGAUGAUCGAGGGGAAAAGUAAUAAAACCUAUGUCAUGAGA
Molecule: messenger RNA, 2293 nt
Organism: Bombus impatiens (common eastern bumble bee)
Lineage: Eukaryota; Metazoa; Arthropoda; Insecta; Hymenoptera; Apidae
Gene: Zip88E
Product: zinc transporter ZIP3
Exons: 4
Coding region: 365-1435 (356 amino acids)
Biological process (GO): zinc ion transmembrane transport
Cellular component (GO): plasma membrane
Molecular function (GO): zinc ion transmembrane transporter activity
Source: RefSeq, a predicted model, not a curated record